AUGAACGCGCAUAUAGGUGUGUACUUCACAAAAAAAAAGAAUUAAAGAAUUUUUAAGGAGUAUCUUGUGAUGGUUGCUCAAUAACUGCCUUUUCUGGUCAUCGGUACAAAUGCCUACGCUGCAACGACUACGAUCUCUGUCAACAUUGUUAUCUCAGCAAGCAGUUUGGCGAUCAAACCCGUUUAGAAAUCAUGCCUCACGAGGAAAGCCAUCCGAUGCAACUCAUGAUGACCCAGUCUGAUUUUGGUAUUUUUUGAAAUUACAUAAACAUUUUCGAUUUUCUUUGCUGCAGAACUCGUGUAUGAAGGAGACAGUACGAAGAACUACGAAAACUGCAAGAUUGCCUCUUUUACCUGCCCAUACUGCAACAUGAACGGUUUCGGUAUCAGAUCUUUUGGGAUCCAUGUGACUACGAGACAUCCUGACCCACCUUCUUACAACGUCGUGAGUAACCUUCUUUUGCUUUCUUUUUCAUUCGUUUUUUCUUUAGAUCUGCCCGGUUUGCAUCGCGACGCCUGACCUGGAGACGAGUUCGAAUCGAGACACGGAGAACUUGAAAACUCAUUGGAAUGAUUUCCACUCAGCCAGGUAUUUUCUCAAUUCCUGAUUCUUUUUAAAGAUAUAUCUUUCAGUGUUGAUAAUAAUUACCGAAAUGAACCGAUACGAGGCGUUGUUCGACGACCGAUGUUGGCUAGACGAGCAGGUCGUCAACAGGCUGGAAAUCGGGCAGCUCUUGCAGGUUUCACUUUUCUCUUUUUUUAAUCCCUAAAAUUAGUCUAUGUUUGAUAUUUUAGUUUCUGUUAAUUUUAUGCAUACAUUCUUUUUUUCCGAACACUUAAAAAAAAUGUUCUUAGUGAUUAACAUCCGGAUAACUUCGUAAAAAAACGUCACUGUUUCAGAUGAAAUAGCUCGUUUAUAAGAUUUGGAACUAAAUUCGAAAAAAAAAAUAGAAAAAAAGCUGUAGCUAAUACAAAACCAAUUACAGUGUUUUGGCACAGUUAUGCUGUUUAUAUAUAUAUAUUUUUUUACGCCCUAAUUAAAAUAUUUCCUUAACAACACAAAAUGGAUUUGUUGCCCAUAUAUCAUUUUUCAAACAGACCGUGUUUUUGUUAGAAAGUUAAUUAAUCAAUUUCCGGCUUUCUUAAGAAGCUAUUUUUAUGUUCCUUUCACUCUUUUUUUAAUGUGUUUCAAGGCUUUUUACUUGUUUUUAAAAGUAUACUGAAGAUAAUUAGAAAGAUGUUAUGAAGCCUUUUAUGGUUACGCAUGUUUUUAAAAAGUUUAUUAGUUGUGUUAUUCUCUAGUAUAUUAACGGAGGUACAGGAAAUGCGGGAAUCACAACGGCGGGCGCUCCGGUUCACCUGGGAUUCCCGUGGGCGGUUGAGGGCGAUUUGGAGGUGGAGGAUGUCCUGAGAAAUAUCCGGAAUCUCGCCCCUCUUCCCAACCUCCCCAACGAGUUCCAGCGGAUCGGAAAUCAAGUAUCAUUCCCUGAAAUUGGUUUGGAACGGAGGAACGAUUCAGCCUCCUGCUGCGGCGCGGGAACAACUGCGAACGCAGAUUCUGGCGAAUCAAAGGCUGACGGCGACUUCUUUACCUGGCGCGACCGUCCAAAUCGCGAGUAAUGAAUAUGCUCAGCCGAGGACCACGACCGUCGCUGGCGCAAGUGCUGCCCAACCUACGAAUAGCCAGGUAAUUUUUACCUUUUGUUCAUUUUUCGAAAAAAAAAGCCGCAAAGAGAGUAGAAGUAAAAAGAAAUUGUUUUUAUAAACGUGAAUGACAGCUUUUUUUCUCUCAAAAAGUGUUUUUUAAUGAUAAAAAUGAGCAGAAUUAUUUUUAAUUUUUUUAAAUUUUCAAUAUUGUUCAAUCGAUCAACUUUUUCAGGUUAUUCGACCUUUGCGUAUGUCGGCCAUCUAUCCACCUACAAACGACAUGUUGGAAGUGAGAAUUGAAUUAAUCUAGGAAAAGCGUUAUUAAAUUUCAUAAAAGCCUUUUUUGGCUCAUGACUACCACUCUUUCAGAAUCUCAAGUUUUGGAUCCCAUAUUUUAUUUUUCUUACACUUUGAAUGAGAUGAGAAGGUUUUUGAGGUAAAGAAAUACGGAAAGUCUAAAAACUUGAUUUUCUUUGAAAAAGUUUUUUUUCAUUCUGUUCAAACUUUUCUUUAGGAAAUAAGCUUGGAAGAUAUUCCGUUGGACGAUUACACAGAGGACGACGGCAGCGAUGACGGCCAUCUUUACCAAGAAGCUUCAUCUGCGGCUGAAAUGUUUUUCGUUUUAAUAAGGUCCCAGGUUUAAAGAAGAUUUUCAGAAAAACGGGUCGAAAGAAGUUGGGAAAAUGUGUGGCGGAUAAAAUCUGCGUAAGUGAUAGUGAAUUCGAGCUGUAUUUGGCGACCGAUGAGGUGGGUGUUUUUCAGAAAAUAAAUCUUAGAUUUUCAAAAAAUAAACAAAAUUGCUCUAAAAGUGGUUUUUUAUUCCUCAAAAUACUUUUGUUAAAUAUAUUCAUUGGAUACGCUGAAUGAAAAUUCAAGCGUGACAGGUGUAUUUUUUUUAGAAAUUUUAUCGUAAUAUUGUUUUUUUUCCCGAAGAUACAAACUUUUUUCACCUUUUUUUUCUUUCUUACUUGUUUCUAACCAUUGAAACAUAAUUGAAAAAAAGAAAAGAAAAAAAAAACGUAGAAAAAGUAUUUUCUUCCUAGUUUUUCAGGACUCUAGCGAUGAAGAAGAAAUCGAUGAUCAAGGUCACAGGAUCAAGCCUGUGGGCAAGCCAGAUUUGUGCCCUGAUAAAGAAGCGACUUGGAAAAGUUUCCUGAAUCUUUACUCACUAUAUUCCUUCCCUUGACUUUCAGAAAUCCGGGAAAAGCUGACCAGAGACGACGUCGAAGUCCUGCUUUCCUCUUUGAGAGCCGAACCUUCCCUCGGGGCCGACGGAGAAGAAUUGUUUGAUUUUCUUGAUUUUUCUUUCGAAAAAUAUUGUUUGGUUGUAGAGAAUUGCGACAAUUGCCAUUCAAAGCGCCCCAGCGUCACGGCGUUCCUGCAGAUGAGGGUCAGAAUUUUCGUUAAUUUUCUCGAGAGAAUUUCAAAACUUUCCAGGAGUUCAAAGCUGGCUGUCUCUGCAGUUUGAUGCCCCGCCGAUUCGGUCUUUUGGCACGGAAACUUAUUGGAGCGACAAACGUUUCCUUAGACAGAGGUAGUUGCAAAGAAACAACCAAGUAGAAAAUUUUCAAUUUUAAUUCAAAGAUGGGUGUUUAUUUAGAAUCGAUACCAUUUCAAAUUUUUUGAUCAAAUUAGAAAAUACAUUUUUCUGUAGUUUUUUUUCUUGAACUUCUUCUAAUCAACUUUUUUUCAGUUGAAAACUUCAAAAAAUGUUAAUUUUUUACGGUUUUAUGGGUUGUAACGAUAAAAAAAUUUUUGAAAAAAAUAUUUGAACUAAAAACGAAUCGCAUUGAGCACAUAAUAAUCAAGUAGAAGUGCACUUUUCAAUUAAAAAAAAUAAUGUUAUAACGAAGCUUUUCUAUUUAUCUCAUUCUAGUUUAUUUGAAAGUAUCAAUAAUGGUUUCGAAGUUUUUUUUUAAAUUUUUUAGGGGUUUUUGAACAAAGAAACCCGUCUCUCUGGACCCGAAUUCAAUAUUUAUAGAAAAAGUUUUUUUUUUCAAUUUUUCUUUUUUAAAAGGUUUUCAGAAGUUUUCACCGUGUUUAACAUGAUUUUUCUUCUUUCUCAUCGAUGUUUCUGAAAACUCUGUUCAUAGGCGGUUACUCCGCGACCAAAGUUCGGUUUCUUCCCGGGAGGAAGAUUUGAGACGUGGCGAGGUCGCUUUGGCUUUGAUCACGUCUGGAAUCGAAGGAUUACCUUCCAAUUUGCGAUAUUUUGACAGACCAGGUAAUGAAUUGAAUUUCGAUUCAUUUUAUGUGCGUUCUUUGAGAUCGAACUUUACGGAGAAUCUUCCGAAAUACCAAUUUCGAGACAAUGAGCGUCCCGACGCCCGAAGAAACAACCGAGCCAGACGAAGCUUGUAGAGAGGUUCAUUACAUUUUUUCCCUGAGGGUUUUUGUCGAAGAAAGUCAAGGAAUUCCAGUUUUUGUUAGAUAUCACCAUUCAUAGAUUAGGUCCAAUUUCCGCUAAUUAAUUAGUCUCUCUCUCAUUAAAUUAAUUAGUAAUUUAAUCGUUGAAGUUUAUUUCCGUACUUGAUUUGCUUGAUGAAGAUUGAAGUCUGGAAUCUGUUGAUACUUGGAAUCUAUCCGUAAAAAAUUGGUAAGAAAAAAAGCCAAUUAAUUUUUGAGCAAUUUUCGGGAACUUUUUCACGUAGAUUUUCAAAAAUUCUUCCGAAGUUCGAGAUCUUUUUCAACCCAAUUAGGUCAAAACAUGAAAAUAUAAAAGCUUUUGAAUUUUUUUUUUGCAGUGGUUUUAGUGUGCUGUGACAAGACCUGUCUAUUUUUUUUUGGAGGGUAAAUCAGAAAAUUUAUUAUUUUAAUCAAAAUCUCAGGCUGAAGAAUCGAUUUUAAAGUUAGAAAUUUGAAAAAACGAGAAUUGAUUUUGAAGGUGUUGAUGAAAGAAGCGUCCCUUCGGUUUGCAAGUGAACGAGUAUCUGCGGCGGGUCCUUCAGGGGUCGAUUCGAAAGAUGAUGUGGUUCCCCUGCACUCUUCUACCCUUAGGUUUGCUUGUUUCGAGAGAUAUCAGAUUUAAAAAAAACUAUUGAAAGCUCUUGAGCUAAAGAUUGCGAAGGAAAUUCUUUUGAAAAUUUUAUUUCCAGGUCUAGGAAAUUCAUAGGAAGUCGACAGAACCUUAGACUGAGGUUUCGAAUUUUUCGCUGCUGUGGAGUUAUAAAUGUAUUCAAAGAAAUAUUAUAUAUUCAUUCGUACCGUUUUUUUAUCGAACUCUUCUUGGCGUUUUUCCAGUACCCUUUUUUCACUAACUUCCUGGAUCACCAUAUUUUUCAGCAACGAGGACGACGGGGAGUCUUCGGAGAAUGAUGACGCUGACGAUCAGUAA
Molecule: messenger RNA, 4980 nt
Organism: Caenorhabditis auriculariae
Lineage: Eukaryota; Metazoa; Nematoda; Chromadorea; Rhabditida; Rhabditidae
Source: the annotation of a GenBank genome assembly